Lepisosteus oculatus (spotted gar) is the source of this 1685-nucleotide messenger RNA. NCBI's taxonomy places the organism in Eukaryota, Metazoa, Chordata, Actinopteri, Semionotiformes, Lepisosteidae. The record is from RefSeq and is a predicted model, not a curated record.
GACACCGUUUCUUUCUUUCGUCUACCUGCGGAGUCUGUGUCCCUGCCUCUUGGCGCAAGACUGCAAGUCCAUCCCGCACCGGCACCGAGCUCCAAAAUCUCCUCCCACUCCAGCGCUACUAAACACCCGCUCCGUGAACAAUAAGGCUCUUUUUAUAUGUGACUUUAUUACAGAUAAAAAACUGGACUUUCUGUGCUUAACCGAAACCUGCCACAGACAAAAAGAUGGUCUUCUGUUUAACCAAGUAGUCCCUCCUGGGUACAGGUUGUUUGACCUCUCAGGCAGAGGUGGGGACAUCAUUGUUAUUUAUAAUCUCCUUUACAAUCUAAGUCCCAUUACUGUACCUCUUCCUUCUUCUUUUGAGUGUCUUGUUUUAAAUGUCUCUAUCCUCCAGUCUACUAUCAUUGCCACAGUGUAUAGACCACCCAAACCUAAAGAAGCCAUUUUACGUGAGUCUGCUGAUUUACUUUCAUUGUUAUGCCUCAGAUUGAAGAGAAUCCUUAUUCUUGGGGACUUUAAUGUACACAUUGACUCAAGGUCUUCCAAUUUGGCUAAGGAUUUUCUAGCUCUGUUGGGAUGCUUUGAUCUAACCCAGCUUGUUCGUAGCCCUACACAUAACAAAAGACACACUCUAGACUUAAUCAUCGCAAAUGACUCUUUUGUUUCCCACUGCUUUUCUCUUGAACUAGGCCUCUUUGGCCACUUAGCCAUUCUUUUCAAUCUGGAAUUACCUGUUUCUAACACUAUCCCUUCACACUCUGUAAAUUUCUGCAACUGGCGAUCAAUUGAUCACUCAAGGUUGGCAAAUUCUGCUCUGUCCUCCUUAUCUUGGUUCUCUUCCUCUGACCCUCUAGAGGACAAAAUACAUUUCCUUAAUAGCGCUCUUUUAUCUACCCUUGACACCUUUGCUCCUCUAAAAACUCGAACCAUCUCCUUCUCUCGCCCUGCCCCCUGGUACACUGACCAUCUGUGAUCUAUGAAGGCAGCCUCCCAGAAACUUGAGCGUAGGGGGCAUCUUUCUGGCCUAAAUGUAUAUUAUCAGGCUUGGAAAGAUCGCUUGUCUGAAUAUAAGAAUACAAUAGAUUUUGUUUAGCUCCAAGAUCAAACAUCCAGCAUCACAUUCUCUUCACAACACAUACAGUAUAAUUCCCACACUUCCUCCCUGCUUAUCGAACUUUUCUGGUUCCCUUCUCUCCAACUUCUCUCUUCUUGACUGCAUCCCUUAGUAAACUAGUUUCACACAUGAAAACCACUGAUUCUAGUUUAGAUCCCAUUCCCACCACUUUAUUUCAGUCCUGUUUCUCUUCUCUCUGCCCCAUUGUCCUCAAUAUAAUAAAUGAAUCCUUGAGCACUGGUACCAACCAACCCCUUGUACAGUACCAACAGUCCUCAAAACUGCUGCCAUUACCCCCGUGCCAAAAAAGCCUAGCAUGGCUCUGGACAAUCUAAACAAUUUUUACCCCAUCUCCAACUGACCCUUUCUUGCAAAAAUUGUAGAACAUGCUGUCACAUUUCAAUUACACAACCACCUCACUGUAAAUAAUCUUUUCGAACCCCUUCAAUCUGUCAACUUCAAGCAACAAAAUUGCCCUGGUCAUAGUCACUAAAGAUCUUCUAAUAGCUUCUGAUUCUGGUUCUCUCUCUAUCCUUAUUCUUCUUGAUCUCAGUGCUGGUUUUGACAUUGU